UGUCGUUCCUGCAGCUCAUGACGUCAUAUCAAUCAGCAGUCGCUGAGCAGUACCAGCAUUAUCGUGUGGAGCGGGCGACGAUGGUUAUCAUCAAGGAGUACCGUGUGGUUUUACCCUGUAGCGUUGAGGAGUAUCAAGUGGGACAGUUGUUCUCAGUGGCUGAAGCCAGUAAAAAUGAGACUGGUGGUGGUGAGGGCAUCCAGGUACUCAGGAACGAGCCCUACGAAAAAGAUGGCGAGAAAGGACAAUAUACACACAAAAUCUACCACCUUAAGAGUAAAGUCCCAUCUUUUGUCAAGCUGUUCGCCCCUGAAAGCGCCCUGUUAUUCCAUGAAAAAGCCUGGAACGCUUACCCCUACUGCAGAACCAGUGAGUCCCCCUCCCCAUAUCACUUUACCUUUGCUUUACCCUGACACCCUUUGUCCUCUCCAUUGUUAAAUCCUUUUGUGUGACUCGCAAAUGGUCAUUUAUUUUCUUUCAGUUUGAAUUUAUAGUGUUACUUAUAUGUACCAGUUUAUUUAAUGGUGUUUUCCCCCAUUCUCCUCAUGCCUAUCUUUGACCCAGUUGUGGAGGUAAGUUACCUUUUAAUGCCUUCUAAUAUUUCUUACAUUAUCAGCAUAUUGUUCUUACCCAGUUUAAGUUGUUUGAGUAAACUCCAUUGACUUUCUAUACAUCCACUUCUUUUUCAUCCAUUCUGAUCCUUCUUGUUUUUCUAGAAUGAGUAUAUGAAAGACAAUUUCUUAAUUAAGAUCGAGACCUGGCACAAACCAGACCUCGGAACUCAAGAAAAUGUUCACAAACUGGACAGUUCUAUGUGGCAAAAUGUAGCUGUCGUGCCCAUCGACAUUGCAGACAGAAUGCAAGUGUACAAUGCUGACUACAAGCCAGAUGAAGACCCUGCCAUGUUCAAGUCGGUGAAGACCGGCAGGGGACCCCUCGGGCCCACCUGGAAGAAAGAGCUGGUUAGUAAGACUGACUGCCCGAGGAUGUGCGCUUACAAACUGGUCACAGUUAAGUUCAAGUGGUGGGGCCUGCAGACCAAAGUGGAGAGCUUCAUCCACGAACAAGAGAAAAGGAUCUUCAAUAACUUCCACCGUCAGCUCUUCUGCUGGAUUGAUAGGUGGGUGGAGCUGACCAUGGAUGAUAUCCGGCGGAUGGAGGCAGAGACACAGAAGGAGUUGGAUGCGAUGCGUAAGAAGGGCUCUGUGCAAGGUACAAAGGCUGCAGACCAGUAGUUGGGCCAGCUGUAGGUCUGUCGCUGUCUUCUCAGAAAGGGUGAAAUACGAGGAACCAGAGCUGCAGAAGAUUGAAACGGCAGAUUUUAAACACCCACGAUGCCUGAAGCGGUGGAGACUGCUAACAGGGUUCUUUUUGGUGCCACUUUUACUUUUCCCUGAACUGGUGGAGGGUGGGGGAGGGGGGGGGGGUCGCUACCUACAAUCAAUAGAGCAGAUCCCUGACUUCAACCCAAUCAUAGACAUUCUAUACACUGAUGAAUUGAUUUCUAGAAACCAACACGAUCCUAGCUGAUAAGACUCUUGUUAAUAUUGAUCUCCUGGGCAGAGGUAGGCCAACUACAAGCCCCGGCCUUCAAGAAAUAUGAAGAGGAGCUUCUCACAAACAGAUUUAUUUUCUUAUAAAAGCAAAUUCAAUGGCUUGAUUCCACCGUGGCAGAUGUUGGACCAAAUAUUUCCCUUUUUAUUGUUUUGAUUUUCCUUUUUUGUUCAUGUUCUCUCCAAAACAUUCCUCUGCAGAUGAUGCCCUGUCUGACCUCUCUUUGUCUCCGUCUUGGUUUUAACUGUACACACACACACACAGUGGCUCAGUGGUUUGCAUUCCCCAGGAUGAGUCUGUCUGUUUGUCAUACUCAUGUUCCUUCCUGCCACAGCCUCCAUUAAGAGAUUACUAACACCCAAGGCGCCUUGGCCUAUUGUAACCCUCCCCCCCAUCACCCAAUCUCACUCAAAGCGCUGCAUCUUAUUAACACUGACAAUCAUGCCCGUACAGGUAUUCACUCUCACACAGUUUUUAUAGAAACCAACACGCACACACACACACACACACACACAUGUGCCACAUUUCCAUCACCACAUGAAGAUAAACAUGUGAAUUCACCCUCACAUGCACACUCUCACAGGUGUGGAUGCCUUUGCGGUGACUGAUGCCUUGAAAGCUCAAGCUGGGCAGAUCCAUGCAAGCUCGCUCUGCUAAAGAUGGUUACUUUGGAAGUGUUUACAGCCCCCCUCCUCCCCACCACCACACUCUCAGACACUCCCUAUUCCGGAGACACUCGCACAGGAAACAUGCAACACAACAUUCACCUCCCAAACAGCUGUCCCCAGAGCAAAAACUGCACUGAAAAACAGCCACAGAUGGUGCUACACCCCUCCAGCCUCUGUCACAAGCCAAACUGCAGCAUGCCUCCACCUCACCCUGCCCACCCCAGAGGCCCGGCUCGCUCAUCUAGGUCUCUUAGGUUUUUCAAAAAGGUUUACGCUCCUUUCUGGGUGUGUUUACAGAUUCCCCACAGCCUUACCAGAGCCCAGUCAACACCAGUACCACGCACUGCUUGCCAUAAUCUUCAACCUUUGUACCUGUUGGACCUAUUAACCCUACUGUACCUCUGCUGCCAGCUGUUGCUCUAGCUACCUCCCUUGUUUCUGACUUGCAAUUUUUCCUGACACUUUAAGGUUAGCACUCGCUAUUAGCUGCCACUUGUUGGGAGUGAAUCAUGGCAGACAGAGCUUUAUGAGCAAAUGGUUUGUGAGGACUUCUACGGCCUUUGUUCGUCUUCUUGUUUUGUGAUUGUGUGUCACAGCACCUGAGGAAGUGCAAUUCCUUCAGCAAGUUGAGCAGCCUGUUACCGCACUUUUUUUACAUCUUUUCCUCACAUCCACAGUUUGAGGAAUAUGCCAUAUUAAUGACAUUUUAAUCCCAAUAGUGCACUUCUUCCCCUUAUCCUACAGCAUCAUGCCUUCAGUAUUGAUUAUCACAAGUUUUUAGUACAGGUUGUUUCCUCAUUACAUCCUCCUGUGGGCUUUUUGUAGGGGUAUUUGUGUCCCAUCAAUGUCUUAAAUUGUUCAACAGGAAUCCAGGGUUUGUUUUUAAGAGAUCUACUUUCUAUACUUUUUCUUUCGAGACACACGUGUAAUAAAAUCCUCUAGGUUCAACAAUUUCAAUGUUUUUGUAUUCUCUAAACUGUAUGAGGAAAUGUGACCACUUCCUCGUGAAUGGUUAUUGGCUUGUCCAAAGAGUGUGAAUGGAUUUCUGGUGUGUUUACAUAAAGUCAGCAGUCGUAGGCUGCAAGUAUAGGAAAGUUUAAGAGUUAUUGUUUGAAGAAACAUUUUUAAUAACAACACAAUCAUCUCAGGUGACCAGAAUGACACAAGGAUAUUUUUGAUAUUGUUACUCAGUUGCCUCAAACUAUUCACUUUCUUUCACUGUGCCAUAUGCUUUGUGGUGUAAUGUAGUAUUAGAGUGUCUAUAUGAUGGGAAGUGGUUUUAAUAUGCCCUGUUCUUUUAUAUCACAGUAUGAGACAGCCAGUUUGACUUUGUAUCUACUCUGGGACUGUAUGCAUAUGUCUCAAAGAGCGUAAAGUGUGAAACAAUUGGUCUUCAGUGUAAUCAAUGUGGGCAAGUCUAUCCUAAUGAGCCCUGCUGUCUGCCAAAUAGAACACCCAGCAUCUAGAGAGAAUGGGCUAAAUCAAUGGGUUACCAUCUGCCAAGGCAGUGAUAUAUUCACAAUGCUACUGUACAGUCUAAUCCUAAUUUACGAAAUCUAUAACUGCUUCAUUCCUGAUCUAUUUGUUUUUAAAUGUUUCUGAUCAGCUUUGAAAUUCAGGGGACACGGUAGUGAAUGUAUGAUACUUGUGCCUUUUCUUUCUGUAGACUUUUUUUGUGCCAUUAAGUCUACAUAUUGUACCUAAAUAUCAAAUAAAUGUUGUCCAGAAAAUAUA
Molecule: messenger RNA, 3956 nt
Organism: Labrus mixtus (cuckoo wrasse)
Lineage: Eukaryota; Metazoa; Chordata; Actinopteri; Labriformes; Labridae
Product: phosphatidylinositol transfer protein beta isoform-like
Exons: 10
Coding region: 726-1235 (169 amino acids)
Biological process (GO): phospholipid transport
Cellular component (GO): cytoplasm
Molecular function (GO): phosphatidylcholine intramembrane carrier activity; phosphatidylcholine binding; phosphatidylinositol binding
Source: RefSeq, a predicted model, not a curated record